AAAAAACGAACAAGUGUCGCCACCGGUGUGUGUGGUGGAGUCAAAGUUGAUGUUGAUGUGGAGGUCAUGUAACUUGCGUACAACAUGUCUGUGUUGUACCCGAUGCUGUACCUUUGCAUUUAUGGCGUAUUUUCCAACCUGAGGCCGUCGGAACCUUUCCUUACCGCUUACUUGAUGGGACCAGAUAAGAAUCUGACCGAGGCGCAGGUUGUCAGUGAAAUCUACCCAAUCUGGACAUAUUCCUAUCUGGCGUUGAUGUUCCCCGUCUUCCUGGCCACUGACUUCCUCUGUUAUAAACCCGUGUUGGUGUUACAGGCAACCAGUUUUGUGGUCACUUAUGUGAUACUUGCCAAAGCACAAGGCCUUCGCACCAUGCAACUUCUGGAGUUUUUCUUCGGGCUGGCCACAGCCUCUGAGGUGGCCUACUUCUCGUAUAUCUACAGCGUGGUCGAGCCGGCGUACUACAAAAGGGUGACUGCUUACUGCCGCAGUGCGGCUCUUUUUGGCUCGGCCGCCGGCUCGCUGACCGGACAGCUCCUCCUCGCCCUAGCCCAAGUCCAGUUGGUGCACCUUGUGUGGGUCACGCUCGCAUCGGCCGUCGUAGCCUUCGUCCCUCCUUGGUUUCUGCCCAUGCCCAAAAGGAGCUUGUUUUUCCACAAGAAACCUGUGAAGGUGACAGCGAGGCAGUGUGACUACAGCGGCGCCCUCAUCGAGAAGGUCGACCACAAGGUGCCGCAGGACAACGAGGACCUCUCCACUGUGUCCCCGUCAUCUGAGGAAACGAGUAGGAGCUGUGAUUUAUCAGAGGUCUUGAAGAUGCUCCUGGCCGACUUCUUACACUGUUACAGACGAGGUCCUCUACUAGCGUGGUCACUCUGGUGGGCGCUGGCAACAUGUGGUCAUUUCCAGGUGGUCAACUAUGCUCAAGCGCUUUGGGAGAAGAUCCGCCCGUCCAGCGAAUACCUCAUCUACAACGGCUAUGUGGAGACCUUGUCCACACUGCUAGGGGCUGUGGCUGCCCUCCUGGUGGGUCACCUUCCUGUGCGCUGGACUGUGUGGGGAGAGCUGGCCUUGUGUGCCCUUUCGCUCUUCAUGGCAGCAUGCGUACUCGUCAUGGUGACGCUGAAGAGCAUCUGGCUGUGUUACGGCUCGUACGUCUUUUUCAGAACGACCUACAUGCUGCUAAUCACCGUUGCCACAUAUGAAAUAGCUUCCAGUCUCGACAUGCAGCGCUAUGCCUUGGUGUUCGGCGUCAACACCUUUGUGGCUCUGCUGCUGCAGUCUCUGCUCACUCUGGUGGUGGUGGACUCGGUCGGCCUGGGCUUGGACAUCUUCACCCAGUUCUACGUCUACGGCGGCUACUUUGCUCUCAUCUCUGCUGUGUUCUUCAUCGCCGGGCUUUGCAAACUAGCCACCAGGCGACACUCUGACCAAGAGGUCCUUUCCACAAGUCCAGCAGACACAGACAGCACUUAAUGUUGAUUCCAAAAUGUCUACUCACUAACACAGCAGACUAGCUCAUUGGGUUUUUUUUGUGUUGGUUUACAUUCAACUAAGCACUUCUGCCACCCACAAAACACUAUCAUGAGUUUCAGUAUUAAACCGACUGAACUGAUACUUAAAAACAUGCUGUUUGUAAGUACUUUGUCAUAUAGUUUGAAUCAAUUUGAGGCCUUAGACUUGAAAGCAAUACUGUGUGCACUGUCUCUUGUUCUUCCAUACCCCCUUUUUUAUAUUUAAUGUAUAUUUGUGUGCCUAAAAUCACAACUCAGCAGAAUAUUAUAGAAUGUACGUACUACUGUAUAUUUGGUAAAGUUGUUACAAGCCAUUGAUUUGUUAGUAAAUUGUGAAUCAAA
Molecule: messenger RNA, 1856 nt
Organism: Syngnathus typhle (broad-nosed pipefish)
Lineage: Eukaryota; Metazoa; Chordata; Actinopteri; Syngnathiformes; Syngnathidae
Gene: slc19a2
Product: solute carrier family 19 member 2
Exons: 6
Coding region: 85-1476 (463 amino acids)
Biological process (GO): vitamin transport; transmembrane transport
Cellular component (GO): plasma membrane
Molecular function (GO): vitamin transmembrane transporter activity
Source: RefSeq, a predicted model, not a curated record